AUAUUACGAGGUAAAACAUUCUCCACCACUUUUGUCUAAAAGGAAUGAUUAAACUGAUAACUGCUACACUCGUGUGAAAACAGGGUAUUUUAAAAUAAAAUCUUCAACAAAUACUUUUCAGACGGUAUACGUUGUGAUUCUAUCGGAAUUUGAUGUAGGGGGCGGAGGAAUAAUGUUAGCGAUAAGUCACACACUUCAAAGGUCUGUGAAUUAUCCGACCGCAUUCCAAAUUUGUUCACAUCGAGUUCCUUCAUAAUCGUAAUCUACUCUUUUGGAAACAGUUGCAGCAAUUAUGGUUCUUAAUCAAUCAGUGUGUUUUGCUGAGCUACCCAUGUUACUGGGAUAUAAACAUUCCAACACCGGUUGUCGAGCUGUGGAUGAGGAAACACAGACACUCGCACUCACAUCUUUUACUUGUUUCAGUCAAUGGACUGUGACCAUGCUGGGGCAACACUUUAAAGUGUACCCUACUACGCAUUUACUUUUUAAGUCACGAGCACGUUCUAUUUUUCAGCGAACUGCUAAUUUACAGGGGUGCAAUCAACCCCACACCAGUUGUCGGCGAUCUUACGGUACGAGUCCUAAAUAUCGGCCUUUUCCGUAAAAAGGGUUGGAGAGAAACAGGGAAACGACGUCAUAAAAGCGAAAGACAUACAGAGAGCGCGAUUUAUUUUGAAGGGUUUAGGUUUGGGAAUUCCGUCCCUAAACACUAACCCUAACACCGUAGUGAAGAUCGUGCGGGUGUUACGGAAAAGGGCGAUCUUUGGUAAAGAUCGCCGAAGACACUUUUUACUGAAAAGGCCGAUAUUUAGGACUCGUACCGUAAGAUCGCCCCAGUUGUCAACCAGUGGAGUGAGGGUGGGGACAGACAAAUACACACACAAUAUACACAAUUGGGGGGUUAUCACACGAGUUAAAAUAUAAAGAAUAGAAUCUGAAAAUGCAGGAGUUUUUUUUAGAAGUAAUCAUUAACUUAACUGGUUUCACUGAUUUAAAAAAGGCUUUGUCUAUCCUCUGUGGUGUCAAAAAUUAGUCUAGAUAAACGUAUUCAAAUCAAGUGAUAGUCUUUGAUAAUGAUAAGAAAAGUUUGAGGUUUUGUGUAUCCUCUGUGAUGAGUCAGAAAAUAGUUUACAUAAAAACAUUCAGAUCAGGUAUAUACAUCUUGAAAAUAAGGGAAAACAGUUCUAUUGUCCAGAAUAAUGACAUUGGUACCAAACAAUUAUAUACAUCAUCAAUAUUUAUCUUUUAAUGAUACAAAGAAAAUGUUGCGCUGAAUAGAUAUACCUUUGUGGAAAAUUACAUGCAAAUAUUUUCUCUGAACUGAGAUUUAUAACAAAAAUUCUGUUCUCUCCUGACUGGAAUGUGAGCAAGAUUUUACAUUUGAAUUAAAUUUGCACAUAUACAAAUAUAACAUGGAGUUUACAACUCAAUCCAGUUGUUGACAAAAAUUACAGUGGUAAAAAUACUUAUCAGGAAUAAAAUACAUUAAUUAAAAGAAGAUAAAUAUUUCAAUGUUGUGGUAAAAAAAAAAAAAGUUUCCUGGUGAUAUGAAUAAAGAGAAAGGGAAAACAUCAUACCACUGUGAUAUUUGUGGAAAAUUAUUCUCAGAAGCUGGUCGCUUAACAUCACACAAACGUAUUCAUGCAGGAGAGAAACCACAUCAAUGUGAUAUUUGUGGUAAAUCGUUCUCUGAAAAUUCUAACUUGACAACACAUAAGCGUAUUCAUACAGGAGAGAAACCAUAUCAUUGUGAUAUCUGUGGUAAAUCUUUCUCAGUAAGUAGUGUCCUAACUAAUCACAAACGUAUUCAUACUGGAGAGAAGCCAUAUCACUGUGAUAUCUGUGGUAAUUCAUUCGCUGUGAGAGGUACCUUAACUAAACACAAACGUAUUCAUACAGGAGAGAAACCAUAUCAUUGUGAUAUCUGUGGUAAAGCAUUCUCUGGAAGCAGUGAUUUAACUAAACACAAACAUAUUCAUACAGGAGAGAAGCCAUAUCAUUGUGAUAUUUGUAGUAAAUCAUUCUCUCAAAGUGGUGAUUUAACUAAACACAAGUAUAUUCACACUGGUGAGAAACAAUAUCACUGUGAUAUAUGUGGUAAAUCAUUUUCUCGAAAUGAUCAUUUAGUUGUACAUAAACAUAUUCACACAGGAGAGAAGCCAUAUCACUGUGAUAUCUGUGGUAAAUCAUUCUCUCUGGGAAAUAACAUGGCUAUACACAAACGUAUUCACACAGGAGAGAAACCAUAUCACUGUGACAUCUGUGGGAAAUCAUUCUCUCAGAGUGGUGAUUUAACUAAACACAAACAUAUUCACACGGGAGAGAGGCCAUAUCAUUGUGGUAUCUGUGGUAAAUCUUUCUCUCGAAACGAUCGCUUAACUGAACAUAAACGAAGUCAUACAGGGGAGAAGCCAUUUCACUGUAAUAUCUGUGGUAAAGCAUUCUCUAAAACAAGCCAAUUAUCUACACACAUACGUAUUCAUACAGGAGAAAAGCCAUACAAGUGUGAUAUCUGUGACAAAGCUUUCUCUAAAACAAGCCAUUUAACUACACAUGUGCGUAUUCAUACAGGAGAGAAACCAUACCAAUGUUAUAUCUGUGGCAAAUCAUUUCCUCAAAGGAUUCACUUAACAAAACAUGUAGCUAUUCAUAUACUAUAGUAACUCUAUCAGUAUGAAAAUUCAGGUUGUCGACAGUUUCAAUAAAUGAUGAAGUUCUCUUGUA
Messenger RNA from Octopus bimaculoides (California two-spot octopus), 2724 nucleotides. RefSeq lists its product as uncharacterized. Gene Ontology annotation, cellular component: nucleoplasm. Gene Ontology annotation, molecular function: DNA-binding transcription repressor activity, RNA polymerase II-specific; RNA polymerase II cis-regulatory region sequence-specific DNA binding. Gene Ontology annotation, biological process: regulation of transcription by RNA polymerase II. Lineage: Eukaryota; Metazoa; Mollusca; Cephalopoda; Octopoda; Octopodidae. The record is from RefSeq and is a predicted model, not a curated record.